CGGAAGCUAGGAGGCUCAGAAGUACCCGCUUACUGUCUCUGCGUUGCUCUUUUUAUCUGACAUUUUGUCGUCUUUAUUAAGUGUUGUGUUGGAGCCAUCCAACGUCUAAUUGCUUUAAUCUAAUUGCUGGGGUGACACUUUGACGAGGCUUGCUCGGCAGUGAUCUGGUUCCCAGUACACCAAUGCUGGUGUAGCUGGUGCGAAAGGUCAUCGUCGAAUGGAGGAGACAUGCUCAUGAAAGUACAGCCGAAUUAUGAAUAACAUAUUCAGUAGCCGCGCAGUGUGUGGCGCUUGUCUCAGCCAAAGCGUCCUCCGAUGGGUCGGAAUCAGAGCCCCCCAGUUCGGUCCACCACUCCGGGCUCGGGCACGGAUGCACACUGGCCACGGUAAGCUUACUGGAAGCGGUGGUUUUUACUGCCCGAAGCGGCCCCAGCGUUGCCUGACCCCGCAGAGACACGUCUCCGGGAGACACGGGGGUACGAUGAACGUGUUCGACAGAAGCAUGAAGAGAAGACAGAAGACGUGGGCUUCGCGUUUACCGGAGCACCACGAGUACGACUACCUGCGAGACGAGGUCGGAGGCAGAGUUGCGGACAGAGUGUAUGAUGUGGCGAGGACGUUCCCGUUGGCGUUGGACGUGGGAUGUGGGAAGAGCCAUAUCGCUGAGCAUGUCAGCAAGGACAUAGUGGAGCGACUUUUCCUCAUGGACGUUUCUCAUGGCUCAUUGAUGCGGAAGAAAGAGUGCGAGAUGCCUACGCAGUGUGUGAUGGCAGACGAAGAGUUCCUGCCGUUUCGGGAAAACACUUUUGACCUGGUGGUCAGCAGCCUGAGCAUGCACUGGAUCAACGAUCUUCCUGCGGCUCUACGGCAGAUCCAUGGUGUGCUGAAGCCGGAUGGCGUGUUCAUCGGGGCGAUGGUCGGGGGGGAGACCCUGUAUGAGCUGCGCUGUUCCCUGCAGCUGGCCGAGCUGGAGCGGGAGGGCGGCUUCUCGCCACACAUCUCCCCCUACACGGCUGCCGCCGACAUGGGCAACCUGCUGGGCCAGGCCGGCUUCAACAUGCUCACCGUGGAUGUUGAUGAAGUCCAGGUGCAUUACCCAGGGAUCCUGGAUGUCCUGUACGAUUUACAGGGUAUGGGUGAGAGUAACUGUGCAUGGAACAGGAAGUGCCUCUUGCACAGAGACACCAUUCUAGCGGCAGCCGCCAUUUACAGAGAGAUGUAUGGUAACGAGGACGGAUCUGUCCCCGCUACAUUUGAGAUCCUCCACAUGAUUGGCUGGAAGCCUCACGAGUCACAGGUAAAACCUGCUCAAAGGGGCUCUGCAACUGCAUCGUUUGGAGAAUUGUCAAAGAUCAGCCAGCCACAGACCAGCAACAAAACAGACAAACCCUAGUACUACCAGACUACCCUCCCAAUCUAGUCCAUGAACGUGAAAAUGUACUUGAACACUUUUUUUGUAGAAAUUUCCCAAACGUUUUUCCCACCUGUUGCAUAAUAAAACACUCAAACUGUU
Messenger RNA from Electrophorus electricus (electric eel), 1513 nucleotides. RefSeq names its product NADH:ubiquinone oxidoreductase complex assembly factor 5 (gene ndufaf5). Gene Ontology annotation, biological process: mitochondrial respiratory chain complex I assembly. Gene Ontology annotation, molecular function: S-adenosylmethionine-dependent methyltransferase activity. The record is from RefSeq and is a predicted model, not a curated record. NCBI's taxonomy places the organism in Eukaryota, Metazoa, Chordata, Actinopteri, Gymnotiformes, Gymnotidae. Gene Ontology annotation, cellular component: mitochondrion.